Messenger RNA from Aspergillus bombycis, 3585 nucleotides. RefSeq lists its product as uncharacterized. The record is from RefSeq and is a predicted model, not a curated record. The transcript has 3 exons. Lineage: Eukaryota; Fungi; Ascomycota; Eurotiomycetes; Eurotiales; Aspergillaceae. Bases 1 to 3585 code for a protein of 1194 amino acids.
AUGUCACCAGGAGACAUGUUCACCGCAGACACAGCAGCUCCACGUUUAUCCCGAGCCAAUUCUUGGAAUAGAUUUAAAAAGAAAGGCUCUGAUACCACCGAGCUUACUUCUAGACUUGGAGCAGUAACACCGACAAGGCCUGAGCUUGUCUCAGAGCUGGUUAUGGGCUCCCCUUCAACUAGCCCAGGUGACCAUAUCCAAGAAGGCCUUGGCAGUUUGAAUCGCUGGUCUCAGUCAACGUCAUCCAGCAAGGGCUCGCCCAUACAUGAUAGCUACCAUCGGACGAUCCCUUCUAAAGCAUCCACCUACGAUGAUUACACCUCUCCCAAAGGCCACGCAAGUCCGGAGAGGAACACUAUCCCACGCCUCCCUCCUCGGGUUGCCGCACCGACGAACGAUGAAAGUCCAUUACAAGGGCCUCGGUCUCCGCACUCGAUUAGCAUGGGCCACUACAUGCAAGUCCUCGAACUUGCAGAUCACAGUGAUAUACCGACCUUCUCGACAGAUGCUAUAGAUUCUGCUCCAUCGCAUCAGGACCACGGCUCCACAUCGAUUGCUGCUAGCCUUUUCCAAAAUCCAUGGUCGAGAUCAGGUACUGAUGCGCAAGCAGCCAACCGGAGUUCCCAAAUCUUUACUGGCAGAGAACAUAUUCAUGGGAAGCGGCGACGAGGCCAUUCCCAAAAGGCAAUGCUGUCUAAAGCUUUACAGAAAGCUAACACUGCAGUGCUUCUUGACAACGCGGCAAAUUUCGAAGGCGCAAUGGAAGCCUACAAUGAUGCCUGUCAGCUACUGCAACAUGUUAUGCUUAGAAGCAGCGGAGGUGAGGACGAAAAGUCAAAACUGCAGGAAAUUCGUGACACAUACAUGAUUCGUGUAACGGAAUUGCAGCGGAUGGAUUUCUCAUUUACAGAACCCAACAGCAAAGCUCUUCCAGAACGACCCCUCAGCCAGGAGUCUUACAGUGAAAUGUUUCAGUCCAUCGAAGAGGAUGAGAAUGAGGAAUCGCUUAACGAAAGCGGAAAUUUUUUGCAGCGCAGCUCUGACAAUCACCGGCCAGUGCGAGACGAAGCAAGGGUAUUAGCCUCUAAUAGAGUCCCAGAGAGGUGCCAGUCGUUAUUGCCUUCUGCAAUAGAUGGUGAUCUACACUACCUGACCCUAUCACCGCCCGCCACUAAGCAGAAUGUUCUUUCUCAGACCGAAUCCUUUAGACCAACUCGGGAUGAACAUCUAGAAACAGCGAUGCACUCUGGGUCUGGGCAGGCCUCUAGGACAACGAGCCUAGAUGAUGAUUCGGCGCAUCACCUUCGAUAUAAUGACUGGGCUUUACUGAGUACCCAUGCGAAAGAUGCGAACGAGUCGACAUCCUGGCUUGAUACAAUCGAUGAGUCUGGAGCGUCUUCACCGGCUUCCACGCGCUCUAAAGUUUCAUCUGUGUAUCUACGACAUGGGGGGAGCCGCCACUUCAGUCACAGCACAGAGGCUGAAUUUGAUGCUGCCCUUGAUGCCGCUGUUGAGGCUGCUUAUGAUGAGGGGUUUGAGCCAGCAACUGAGCUAAACGAACAGUAUAAUGAUGGCAUUGAUAAUGAUGACAUUGUGGCAAAUGCCCGUCGAAAUAUCGAGCUGGCGAAACAGAAAGUAAGGGAAGCUGAGCGUGAAGUGCAAGUGGCAAUGGCCCGUGGCCGAGAGGUGCGACAUUUGCAACAGCCGUCUAUAAUUGACCACUCUUAUGGGGUUGACCUGGAUUAUCUGGACGAGGAAGCUGAGGAAGAGGAGCGUUUAUUGGACGAGAUGACCAGGGGUUAUAUCAUGGACGAUUUCAACUUUGAUCUCCAGUCAAAGUCAGCUCUUCCUCGACAAUCCGAUUCUAGCAGCUUUUCCGGCAGGACUUGGGAAAGUUCGGCUGUAUCCAACACAACAACCCCCGGAGCAACGUUACCCCCACUUGUAGAAGACUCUGCUCUGCCUGUAGUAGGCGCAAUGGCAAAACAGGCGACAGAGCCUCUUUCAGCCCAGGCAAAAGCUCCUGCUGUUUUGCCCAAACCAAACCCUGUCCCGACGCCAGGUCCGAGCGUACGUGCUCGGAGAAUGUCCGGUCAGAAAACUACAGAAUUAAAGAUCGAAACGAAACCUCGCCUGGGAGCAGACUCGGAUAUAUCUAGUCAAGGUCAAUCAGGGCCUGCAGCCCUUCGGCCACCCCCACCCCUCCCUAAAGACGAACCUUCAACAAGUUUUCCUAUGCAGACAAGCAAAACCCUAGGUCCUACUCCCGUCUUACACUCGGGAGUAAGUUUGAACAAACGGAACGCAUCUAUUGGGUCGUUCACUGAAGAUACUUGGACGAAUACCAGUCUCGACAAGCCGACGACACAGGAAGAAGACAACAAUCUUGGGGUCUCAAGAAUGCCGUCACCAGCCCGGCCGAUAGGGAAAAUGCCGUCAGCACCGGAUAACUUAGGGAAAUUGAACUCAGGUUCGAAAUCAUUUCGAGCAAGAAAUGUGUCAGUGUCAGGGCCCGAUACCCUAAUCGACUCACCAGAUACUCCCGGCAGUGCGUUUCCCCUUCUUGAUAUUCAGAAAGGGGCGGGGAUUGCCGCAGGGCCAAUUUUGCCCACCCCAACUGGCGCAGCCUUUGCUCCUAAUGGUCUUCCAAGUGGGGGACUGUAUCUGUUCGACAGCCAUAUCCACUCACCAACCAAUCUCGGAUCACCAAAUGCGACUGCAACUAAUGCGCCUGCUCCCUUAGAACAUUGCCCUGAGUCAUUUCUCUUGCGUCCAUUUUGGCUUAUGCGAUGCAUAUAUCAAACUAUAGCCCACCCUAGUGGUGGCUACUUGACAACCAAACUCUUUGUCCCGCGUGAUGUCUGGCGUGUGAAAAAUGUCAAAAUCAAGGCAGUGGAGGAAAAAGUCUCAAAUUGUGACUUGUUGACGGCGGCGUUGCUGAAACUGGCUAAGGUUGAUACUUACGAUGCCGACGCCGUCUUGGAAGAAAUGCAGUCCCUUGAGACCGUCCUUGACCAGGUUCAGUCUUCGCUAUCGAAAAAGCUGAGCGGCGAAGUUGGUGUCCAGGGGGCUAUGGCAUUAUUCAAAGCCUCUCAGAGUUCAGACGAUACGGCGACCGUUGAUACUUUGCCUUCGAAAACUUCUAGCAGUGCUAGCAAAUCAUAUUUAACCUCUUGGCGCAAACUACGUUCCAAAAAUUCUGGAUUUGGCGGGACAACGUCACAGUCUAGUGUAAAAGAGACCAGCAGGGAUAAUCUGAUCAUCAAUUCUCUCCCGAUGUCUUCGAUACCCAAUUCACAACCCGUUAAGCGCAAUACAACGCAGCUGCAAUUCAAUGGACCGAAUGCGAACUAUAUGAGCGCGUUGGCCCGUCUUUGUGAUGCGGCUCAGGUGUUAGAUCAAAUCGCUCAACAGGUCGAAGACCCGGGACUAAAGCACUCUUCUCCAACUCUAGUUGGCUUGGAGUUGAGUACUCGUCAUGCUGCAGAAUUUUUUGGCUUCUAUAUCUGCCGGUUUGCCCUGAAUGAUAUUGCAAUGAUGAUUGAUAAGUUCAUCAAGAGGGGCAGCGAAUGGGUACUUAUCUAA